Messenger RNA from Melanaphis sacchari, 1235 nucleotides. RefSeq names its product heterochromatin protein 1-like. The record is from RefSeq and is a predicted model, not a curated record. The transcript has 6 exons. Gene Ontology annotation, cellular component: pericentric heterochromatin. NCBI's taxonomy places the organism in Eukaryota, Metazoa, Arthropoda, Insecta, Hemiptera, Aphididae. Gene Ontology annotation, molecular function: chromatin binding. The coding region runs from base 712 to 1140 and encodes 142 amino acids. Gene Ontology annotation, biological process: chromatin organization; negative regulation of transcription by RNA polymerase II.
CCGUCGCGUUCUUGAGUCUUAUCGCGUAGAUCGUGUUUCGACCAUUCCGUACGUUUGCGGUUUUUAAGCAGAUUCUGUCUAGCCGACAGCCAUCGCUGCAGCAGUAACAAAGGCAACCGCUCGUCGACGGCUAUUGGACAUUUUUCUCUUGGCCCGAGUAGGUUUCACAUUUUUUGUGUCCGCGCGGUCUGAUCGUGUAGAACGCGUCUUUUGCGAGCCCUACGUGUGUCGUUUGUCCCCCGAUUCCGUUCGUAUACGUCGCCGUCGGAUUUGAAAAGUAAUGUAUUCCAGAACAACAUUGUAUAUGGAUUUAAUAAUAUCAUUUUGAAUACGAUUACUUCUGUAUAAUGUAUUCCUUGCCCCAUGUUCAAAAUGAAACCAAAGAAGAUUAUCAUAUUUUGAUAGUAAAAUUUCACAAUUAUCACUAGAUGAUAUUUGAGAUGAUGAUGGUAUUGGUGUGCAUUAUUCUGAUGUAUCAAGGGUAUUAUAAAUCAUAAUAUCAGUGCAAUUUUAAUACAUUGAAAUAAAAGCGGCGCUAAAUUUUCACCCCGUCCAAAUAAGUCAAACCAGUUCUGCUCAGUAUUUGGGUGCAAUUCACGAUCCAGGUGAAAUCCAGAAUUAAGAUUUCAUCGUUUUCCUAAUGAAUGUGAACAUACUAAAAGAGCACAAUGAGAACAUAAUCUUAGAAAUGGAAAGAAAUUAACUAAGUAUAUGAUGGUUUGUUCAUUACAUUUCAACCGUGAAGACUAUAUAUUACCAGAUACACAUUCAACAAAACGGUAUUUAAAGAAAACUGCAGUUCCUACAUGUAAUCUGCCAACACUAUCUACAUGCAGAGUAAUCAGCUCUAAAGAAAAAGAACAAAAUAAUUCAAGACUAUUAAGGUUUGCAAAAAGAGCAAAUUGUCAAUUAAAAUUUGAAGAUUGUGAAAAUUAUGAUAUAAAUAUUAUUUAUGAAACUUUACCAAAUACUCCAGUGAACGAACAUCUUGAUCUACCAACAACUAGUGAUGUGUCAGUCCAAGUUACUAGUGGUGACAUAAAACUGAACAUUUUAACUUUAAUGGACACUGAGCAAAAGCUAAGUACAUUAACAGUUCUGAAACCAAAGAUAUAUACUAUGUGGUUGAAAACAUUUUAAAUUUCCGUACAAACAAUGGCUAUAACGAAUACUUUCUUAAGUGGAAAGAUUAUGAUGAUUCUUAUAAUACUUGGGAACCUGAAGAGAAUCUUAAC